Molecule: messenger RNA, 2724 nt
Organism: Chlorocebus sabaeus (green monkey)
Lineage: Eukaryota; Metazoa; Chordata; Mammalia; Primates; Cercopithecidae
Gene: ZCWPW1
Product: zinc finger CW-type and PWWP domain containing 1
Cellular component (GO): nucleus
Molecular function (GO): zinc ion binding
Source: RefSeq, a predicted model, not a curated record
GGGUGGAGCUAGCGCGCAGGGCGUCCUCGUGCCUUUUCUUGGUGGCGGGAAACCUGGGUCGAGGUGUGAGGGGCUUGCGGAGUCGCUGCGCCAGCUGGUUCUGCACCUCGCCUUUAGGUCCUCCUUGCUCCUGAAGGUAGCCGGCUAGUUUCUGGUUGUAGGUGAAGGUGCCGGGCGCCGCCAGUCCUGGCACCCGUUGCCUGAGGAGAAACUUUCUCAGGGCGACAACCAGCUCUUGGCUCUUUUUCCUCAGAAUCUGUCGCCCCCAAGAAACAGACAAAAACAGCCCAGUCUCCUGGCGGGCACCGACAAUAUGAACUCAGGGAGUCUGGAUUAGAUGACAAUGCUGAAGGGUUUACUUCUCUUAGACCAAGGAUUUGAGGAACAAGCUUUCAGUAUUUGUUAUUGUGAAAGAAGUUAAUUCACCUGAAACAGAGGAGGGGCAACCUGAGUUAUCAGAAAGUGACUUCCUGGCCUUCCCUUCUUUAUUGAUCAGGGUUUUGCCGUGUUGUCCAGGCUGGUCUUGAACUCCCAGGUUGAACUGAUGUGCCUGCCACGGCCUCCUAAAGUGCCAGUAUUACAGAGGCACACAAAGUGUAGUUUCUAAGCUGAAUGAUGACAACAUUGCAGAAUAAAGAAGAAUGUGGAAAGGGACCAAAGAGAAUCUUUGCCCCACCUGCACAAAAAUCUUACAGCCUGUUACCUUGUAGCCCUAACUCCCCCAAGGAGGAGACCCUGGGGAUCAGUUCCCCAGAGACAGAGGCCAGCAUAAGCCUGCCAAAGACCAGUUUAAAGAAGGAAGAGGAAAAAGCAGCCACAAAGAAUGGUCCAAGCAGGGGCCAGGAGAAAAAAAGAAAGGCACAAAACAACAAGCAAGCAGAGAAGAAAGAAAAGGAAAAAUCAAGUCUUACCCCUGCAGAAUUUGAGGAGAUUGUCCAGAUUGUGCUGCAGAAGUCCCUUCAGGAGUGCUUGGGGAUGGGAUCUGGCCUUGAUUUUGCAGAGACUUCCUGUGCCCAGCCCAUAGUAUCCACCCAGUCAGCCAAGGAGCCAGGAAUUACUGCUUCUGCUACUGAUACUGAUAAUGCUAAUGGAGAGGAGGUACCACAUACUCAAGAGAUUUCAGUGUCUUGGGAAGGUGAAGCUGCCCCUAAGAUAAGAACGUCUAAGCUAGGCCAGCCAGAUCCUGUACCCUCUAAGAAGAAAUCCAAUAGACUCACCUUAAGCAAAAGAAAGAAGGAAGCUCAUGAGAAGGUGGAGAAAACUCAAGGUGGACAUGAGCACAGACAGGAAGACCAACUAAAGGAGACAGUUCAGGAUCAUUCUCAGAUCAGGGACCUGCAAAAAGGAGAGAUAAGUGGUUUUGGUCAGUGUCUGGUCUGGGUCCAGUGUUCCUUCCCAAACUGUGGGAAAUGGAGGCGGCUGUGUGGGAACAUUGACCCCUCAGUUCUCCCAGAUAAUUGGUCCUGUGAUCAGAACACAGCAGAUAUGCAGUAUAAUCGCUGUGAUAUUCCUGAGGAGACCUGGAAAGGGCUUGAAAGUGAUGUGGCCUAUGCCUCCUACAUCCCAGGAUCCAUCAUCUGGGCCAAGCAAUACGGUUACCCCUGGUGGCCAGGCAUGAUAGAAUCUGAUCCUGACUUAGGAGAAUAUUUUCUUUUUACUUCCCAUCUUGAUUCCCUGCCGUCUAAGUACCACGUGACAUUUUUUGGAGAAACAGUUUCUCGUGCAUGGAUCCCAGUCAAUAUGCUGAAGAACUUCCAGGAGCUGUCCCUGGAGCUAUCAGGCAUGAAAAAGCGCAGAAAUGACUGCAGCCAGAAACUGGAGGUGGCCCUGAUGAUGGCUCAAGAAGCAGAACAGAUCAGCAUUCAGGAACGGGUUAACUUGUUUGGUUUCUGGAGCCGAUUCAACGGAUCUAACAGUAAUGGGGAAAGAAAAGACUUACAGCUCUCUGGUUUGAACAGCCCAGGAUCCUGCUUGGAGAAAAAGGAGGAGGAAGAGUUGGAAAAGGAGGAAGUAGAGAAAACAGACCCAACUUUGCCCAUUUGUAAGCAAGUCAAAAUACAGACCCAAAAAACCAAGCCAAGAGGCACAGCAGAUGGCCGUGGCAGGAUGCUGCAGAGGAAGAUAAUGAAGAGAUCUCUGGGCAGGAAAUCCACAGCUCCUCCUGCACUCAGAAUGGGAAGGAAAGAAGGCCAAGGGAAUUCAGAUUCUGACCAGCCAGGCCCUAAGAAAAAAUUUAAAGCUCCCCAGAGCAAGGCCUUGGCAGCCAGCUUUUCAGAGGGAGAAGAAGUUAGAACAGUGCCAAAGGACCUGGGCCUAUCAGCAUGUAAGGGGGCCUGCCCCUCAGCUGCAAAAGAAGAGCCAAGACUCCGGGAACCUCUGACCCAGGAGGCUGGACGUGUUCCCCUUGAGGAUGAAGCCUCCAGUGAUCUGGACCUGGAGCAACUCAUGGAAGAUGUUGGGAGAGAGCUGGGGCAGAGCGGGGAGCUGCAGCACAGUGACAGUGAUGGCGAGGACUUCCCUGUGGCGCUGUUUGGGAAGUAGCUGGUGCUCCUGCACUCCCUUCUUUCCUCUCUUCUCUGGGGCGCAGGAGGGAGAAGUGGCUAAGUGCUGGGGCUGUUCAUUGGCUACGAGGUUCAAGUGUGUGUUGUGCUGUUUCUUUGUUAAUAAAGCAGGUUGCAGGUCGGCUGGCUUGGCUGGUCUCUAACUGCCCCCUGUUGGCUGCUC